AUGCUCACUCAACUCAUCUUCAAGCAUGCACUCCGCAUGCGCGUCAAAUUCGAGCUAUCCUCUUCCUCGACGGGGGACAAGAAGAACGAUGACCUGUCUGGAAAGCGCAGCAACCCUGUCACUUCAAAUCUACAGAACGUCGUCAAUGGACGCGAUUUCCUUGUCGUGGUGAUCUUCACGCCUAAGACGGUCGCUAUAUCGUUGUACUUCUGGUAUGAGAUUCUCGGGUGGAAGUACCCUCUCAUCGAGGCCGAAAUCCCGCUCAAUCGCCUCACCGGCUUCCUCCGCGAGACGGGACUUCUCGAUCAACUCACUGCGUCGUCUCCUCCACCGUUCCACUUCAGGACGACUCACACAUUGGAAUCCGCGCCUCCUCCUUCACCUGGUCCACCUCUUCUUCACCCCAAUGCCUUUACCCUGCGCGUCCCCGGCCCGCUCACCUUCGAGCGCGGGAAGAUUAGCCUCAUCGACCGGCCCGACCGGAUGCGGCAAGACGAGCCUGCUCAUGACUCUACUCGGCGAGAUGCACUGUGCGCCACUAGGACCCCAUGUGCAGUGAUGCCCUUCUGGACCUCCCUCGGCGGCGACUAUCCGGUCCGAGUCCUGUUUUGGUUCAACUUUGUCGUCGGUAUGCUCGCGUACCGAGUACUUGCCAACCUUCAGCCGUACUGGAUGGGUCGCUGGGCCGAUGCAUACGCCGUAACUGUCCUCGUCAGCAUCACAUUUUACCUGGGCGUCUUCCUCCUCCUCGUGCUUGAACCAGCUCUCACGUUUAUGGGUGCUAACGCCCCGCUCGUUGCUCGGUGUUCUUCGCGCGGCAAGGAACAUCCACGCUCAGCUCGUGGAUACCAUCUGCCAUCCUCGGUACCACCCUACGCUGGGUCGACUCUACGCCCUCUUCCCGCAUCAUCACGCGCUUCGGCGUCUUCAUGCCAGAUCUACAUGUACUCAUGUGUCAUUCCAGCAAGUGCCAGUGCACAUUUCAUUGCUCAGCUCGUUGGCAUUGUACUCGUCGCGCCCGCGAUGCUCUUACCCGGCCUCAUUUGUCUAGCUCUCGGCGCCUGGGUCUGGAACGUGUACAUGAAGGCACAGUUGCCAGUCAAGAGGGACAUGAGCAACAAGAAGGCGCCCGCUCUCGGUCACACAAGCGCCGCUGUCGCUGGUCUAGUAUCCAUCUGUGUGUAUUGUGCACAAGAUCCCUUCCGCCAUGAGUCGUAUAGGCGUAUCGACGACUACCUACACGUGCGCUGGCAGGACAUUGCAUAA
Messenger RNA from Peniophora sp. CBMAI 1063, 1266 nucleotides. The record is from the annotation of a GenBank genome assembly. Lineage: Eukaryota; Fungi; Basidiomycota; Agaricomycetes; Russulales; Peniophoraceae.